This is a messenger RNA of Maudiozyma saulgeensis, 1074 nucleotides long. The record is from the annotation of a GenBank genome assembly. Lineage: Eukaryota; Fungi; Ascomycota; Saccharomycetes; Saccharomycetales; Saccharomycetaceae.
AUGGCUAGUGAAAGGGUUCCAAGUGUUGUAGUAGUAGGUGCCGGUGGUGUUGGUGUCAUAUGUGCGUUGUCGUUAUGCACUAAAGGUAAGAGUGAAGUCUCAUUAGUAGUAAGAUCCGAUUACAAUCAUGUCGAACAAAAAGGUUAUCAGAUUGAUUCCUGUGAUUAUGGGAAAUUAGAUUCUUGGAGACCUCACCAUAUCUUCAAGACUGCAGAAGAUGCUGCAUCGGAGGGUAAAUUCUUUGACUACAUUAUUGUUACUACCAAGAAUAUUCCAGAUGGACCUGUUCACUCUAAAGUAGAAAAUAUUAUUAAACCGAUGCUUUUGAAUAAUCAUUCCAUCGAUGCAACCCGUCAAUCUAAUAUCUUAUUGAUUCAAAAUGGUAUAGACAUUGAAAAAUCUAUUCUAGAAACAUUUGAUCAAAAAGAAUACAACUAUACAAUUUUAUCUGGUAUAGAGAUAGUAGGAUCUACUAAAAUUGCUACUGGUACAAUCCAUCAAAUUGGUACUGAAAAGAUUUUUGUAGGUGCAUUUCAACCAGAUGAUAGUAGAGCUAAGGAAGCUGCUAAACAAUUUGUUGAUAUAUACUUAAAUGAAGGUCAAAAUGCUGCAGAGUUCGAUCCAAGAGUACGUCACUCCAGAUGGAAUAAAUUAAUAUAUAAUGCCGCAAUAAAUACCACCACAGCAUUAAUUGGAUUAGAUGUUCCUCGUGCAUUACAAUUUGGUGUAGAUGGUAAGAGUACUGAAUUUGAAAUCUUUAGACCAGCAAUGAAGGAAAUCAUAAAGAUUGCAGCUAGUGAAGGUAUCAUCUUGGAUGAAGCAUCUAUCGAUAUUUUCACUAAUAUCAGUAGAAAUCUCAUGUUUAAACCUUCCAUGUGUGUUGACCGCGAAAAGGGACAAUUGAUGGAACUUGAAGUGAUCUUAGGUAAUCCAAUUAGUAUUGCCAAGAAGAAUGGCGUCGAUACUCCAAUUUUAUCAAAUUUAUAUUUCUUAUUAGUGAUGCUUCAAGGGAAAUUGAAAGAGGCUAACGGGCUAAUUAAAUUUGAUGAAGAGACCUGCAGAAUUGUAAACUGA